GGGAGUUCUGUCUAUGGUUGGGAGACUGCCGUUCUAAAUCAAAGGAAUACGGCUGGUAUACAGGCAAGGAUGGAGGCAGAUGGCUCUGGAAGCAGCUCUCACUCCUCUACACCCUCCAGGAAGAGUGAUGAGUGUUUGGGUCAAGGAGAAACCUUCACACGAGGAGAUUCUUCUGCUGGACAAUGGACACCAGAGGAGGCAGAGAUCCAUGAGAAACUCAAAUCCACUCUGAAGAGCAAGUUUGAGCAGCUGGUUGAGGGAGUACCCAAUCAGGGAGACCCCAGACUCCUCCAAGAGAUCUACACAGACCUGUACGUCAUAAAGGGGGGAGGAGGAGAGAUCAAUGAUGAGCAUGAGGUCAGACAGAUAGAGGGAGCAUCCUGGAGAAGAGUAGCACAGGACACAACAAUCAAAUGCAGUGACAUCUUUAAGCCCAUACCCAAAUUAAAAGAUAACAGGAGCGGUUUAUCUGUAAAGCACAAACCCAUCAGAACAGUGCUGACUAAGGGAGUGGCCGGCAUUGGAAAAACAGUCUCUGUGCAGAAGUUCAUUCUGGACUGGGCUGAAGGAACAGCCAAUCAGGAUGCCCACUUUGUUUUUCCUCUUCCUUUCCGAGAGCUAAACUUGAUGAAGGAGAAGAAACUCAGUCUGGUGGAGCUCAUUCAAGUUUUUUUCCCAGAAGUAAAAGACCCAAGAGUCUUCACCAGUUCACAGCAUAGAAUCGUGUUCAUCUUUGAUGGUCUGGAUGAGUGUCGACUUCCUCUAGAUUUCCUCUCCAACCCGAGGUGUUGUGAUGUGACCGCGUCAGCCUCAGUGGAUGUGUUGCUGACAAACCUCAUCAACGGGGAUCUGCUUCCCUCUGCUCUCCUCUGGAUCACCACCCGACCAGCAGCAGCCAAUCAGAUCCCUCCUGAGUAUUUGGACCAGGUGACAGAAAUUAGGGGAUUCAAUGACCCACAGAAAGAUGAGUACUUCAGGAAGAGAAUCAGCGAUGAGAACCUGGCCAGCAGAACAGUCACACACAUAAAGUCAUCCAGGAGCCUCUACAUCAUGUGCCACAUUCCAGUCUUCUGCUGGAUUACAGCCACUGUUGUAGAGAGAACAUCAGAAUCAGAGAGAGUAAACAUGCCACGGACUCUCACUCAAGUGUACACAAAAUUCCUGAUAGUUCAGACAAGCAUCAAGCAGAAGUACACAGAGAGAAAAGAGACAGAUGAAGAGGUGAUUUUCCAAUUGGGGAAACUGGCUUUCCAACAGCUGGAGAAGGGCAAUCUGAUCUUCUAUGAGGAGGACCUGAGAGAGUGUGGCAUUGACGUCACAGAAGCAUCAGUGUACUCAGGAGUGUGUACCCAGAUCUUCAGAGAGGAGGCUGGGCUGUGCCACGGGAGGGUGUUCAGCUUUGUGCAUCUGAGCAUCCAGGAGUUUCUUGCAGCUCUGUAUGUGUUCCUCUACUUCAGCAACAGACAGAGAAACAUGCCUGACCAACAGCAAACCUCUCAGCUCUCUGCUCUGUUCAGAGCUGAAACACUUCUUGAUCUACACAAGACUGCAGUGGAACUGGCCUUACAGAGUAAGAAAGGACACCUGGACCUUUUCCUCCGCUUCCUUCUUGGUCUCUCACUGGAGUCCAAUCAGAAUCUCUUAAAACACCUACUGGUGCAGAGCAGUAGCCAAUCAGAUAGCUCAGAACAAACAGCUCUGUAUGUCAAACAGAAGCUCAGAGAUCAACAUGAUCCAAACAGAAGGAUUAACCUGUUCUACUGUCUGAAUGAGCUGAAUCACCAUGCUGUAGUGGAGAGCAUUGACAAGAGCUCAGGAACUCUGUCUGUAGUCAUGCUCUUACCAGGACAGUGGGGGUCUGAGACAUUUGAGUUUAAGAUGUCAGAAGAGCUACUGGCUGAGUUUGACCUGCAGAAGUACAUAAUGACACCAGAGGAAGAUCAGACUGAACUCCUCAGUCCAGAUGAAGUUCUCCAGAAGCUGCUGCCAGUGGUCACAACAUCCACAUCAGCUGUGCUGUAUAACUGUAAGCUGACAGAGAAGAGCUGCUCCUAUCUGGCCUCUGCUCUCACAUCACUCUCCUCAACACUCAGACUGCUGGACCUGAGUUAUAAUCACCUGCAGGACUCAGGAGUGGAACUUUUAUGUUCUGCUCUUUCUCAUCAGAACUGCAAACUGGAGGAACUACGGCUGCAGCGCUGUAACCUGACAGAGAAGAGCUGCUCCUAUCUGGCCUCUGCUCUCACAUCACUCUCCUCAACACUCACACUGCUGGACCUGAGUAAGAAUCUCCUGCAGGACUCAGGAGUGGAACUUUUAUGUUCUGCUCUUUCUCAUCAGAACUGCAAACUGGAGGAACUACGGCUGCAGCGCUGUAUCCUGACAGAGAAGAGCUGCUCCUAUCUGGCCUCUGCUCUCACAUCACUCUCCUCAACACUCAGACUGCUGGACCUGACUAUGAAUCACCUGCAGGACUCAGGAGUGGAACUUUUAUGUUCUGCUCUUUCUCAUCAGAACUGCAAACUGGAGGAACUACGGCUGCAGGACUGUUGGCUGACAGAGAAGAGCUGCUCCUAUCUGGCCUCUGCUCUCACAUCACUCUCCUCAACACUCAGACUGCUGGACCUGAGUGAUAAUCCCCUGCAGGACUCAGGAGUGGAACUUUUAUGUUCUGCUCUUUCUCAUCAGAACUGCAAACUGGAGGAACUACGGCUGCAAUACUGUAAUCUGACAGAGAAGAGCUGCUCCUAUCUGGCCUCUGCUCUCACAUCACUCUCCUCAACACUCAGACUGCUGGACCUGAGUAAGAAUCACCUGCAGGACUCAGGAGUGGAACUUUUAUGUUCUGCUCUUUCUCAUCAGAACUGCAAACUGGAGGAACUACGAGUGGGUGAUGAGUAUAAUCUGCGCACCAUCAGAAAGGAGCGUCCAGCAGCAGCAGCAGCAGCAGCAGCAGCAGCAGCCUCCACUAGCAGCUCCCACUCCUCAGAUGCUGCAGAGCUGCACCUCAGAGACAAAGCCCAGCAGCACCCAGGAGCACAGCUGCCCUCUCUGGACACUCACAAGAAGGAGCACCACAUUGAUGCCCCACAGAGGAGCUGUGAGUCCUGUGCUGAAGUUCCAGACUCCAGCCACUGGGUCCUGGUGAAGCCUGAAGUCUCCACAGAGGAGAGCGUCUCCACCUACAGCCUGAGCUCUCCUGCAGGGAGCUACGAGUGCUCAGAGUCUGGUCUGCGCUGGACGUGUGCUGGUCCAGUCACCCUGCAGUACCACUUCACAGACUGGCAUGUCUUCUCUGAGGAGCUGGCCCACAUGCAGUCCAGACCAGCUGGUCCUCUGAUGGACAUCAGGCCCAUGUCAGGAGAGCUGGAGGAGAUCCAUCUGCCACAUUUCCUCUGUUUGGGGGGUUGUGAGGCGUCUGUGUGUGAUGCUGUGAGGGUCCUGCAUGGGCGGGACAGCGGAGUGUGUGUGGAGGAGUGUGAGCUGACCCGACACCAUGCCAGACUUCUCCACCCCUCCUUCUCUGUUCUUGCAGUUAUCUAUGAUCUCUUCAAAUCUCUGUUGUCUCCCAUGAGGGUCCACUCCAAAGUGCUGGUCUACCAGAGUAGCACAGUAGUUUUCCGUGCCUAUCUUCUGCCUGAGGAUGCCCAUCUGAAGCAGCUGGUCAAGAGAGAUGAGGAGGAAUUCGGGGGGGUUUGGAGGGACAAUCCCCAUCCUGACAGCCCGCUUCAGAUGGAGGCCUUCUACAGCCUAAAGACUGACUGCUCCUCUGACAUCAACCCAGAGAAGCUCACGUUGAGAAAGAGCAAUGACACCCCCAACUUCUUUAGGGUGGAGCUUCCUGAGGCUGCUGCCUCCUUCCACAUGGAGCUGUUCUGCUCUGCAGACAGCAGGGGGCAGUGUGUGUGGAGAGGGAAGUUCCAGUCACGUGAUGAGAGUCCAGCCAGACCACCAGCAGAGGGUCCGGCGAGGGCCAGAGACGCCCAAUCAGCAGUCAGGAUCCCACAGGGAGCAGAGAGCAGCAGAGACACCAGCAGAGAGACCAGCGGAGCUGAGGGAGAGACCAGCUCAGCGUCUGCACCUUCAAGGCAUCCCGAUCCAGGGCAGGAUUUCUUCUCCAAACACAAGGGGGCGCUGGAGACUCGUCUUCCUGUCCUCGCCUCCAUCCUGAUUCCACUCCAGCAGAGGGGGGUUCUGAAUGACCUGGAGCGGGAGCAGGUGGAGAGCAAACCCACCAGCACAGAACGGAACCAUGUUCUGCUCACCAUGAUACAGAACAAAGGAGCCACAGCCCAAAUGGAGUUCUACGAGGUUCUAAAGGAGGCCGAUCUCAAUCUGGUGAACGACCUGGAAAGAACCACCUGAAUCUUACCUUAAUAUUACAGCUGAUGGUAAACCAACUACUAUCUUAAGUAAUAGUACAGCUUUAAAGUCAUUUUGAUGGUAAACUAACUACUAUUAGGGACUACUAUUUGUUGGAAAUUGUACAUUACCUUGUCAGUCAAUGUGACCCUUUGGAGAUUAUUUUUGCCAGUGUGUAAACAAAUUCACAUGUUGCGUAUUCAGAGGGAAGGAUCUGAGCCAUGAGUGGUAUUUACGGCAGUUGUAUAAAAUACAAAUACUCCACAACUGUAGGUGCUUUCUAGGGGUUCUUAUAUCUUGUGCUAACAUGUACAGUAUGCACAGAGCUCUGAAGUUCAGAAGGAAUGUGCGUCACUCUUACUCUUGGGGUUAAUACUGGUGCUGGUGUGUGUUCCUCCUGUUUAUUUUAUAUGAAUGCGUCAGUUUUCAGUAAAUAACUGUUUUUCUUCCAUAUGUUGUUGCCAUUCAUUUGAUCAAUAAGGACCAGUUAGUAUCCUAUUGGCAUGAGUGAAAAACGAGACUUGUGUCUCUCAGAUGAUCUGAUCUCAGGACUCUCGGGUAAACUUUGUCUGGAUUCAUCGUGUAAACCUGUAAUGACCAUGCAGUGGCUCAGGGAAGAGAAAAUAGCCAAAGCUUUUGUAUCAGCAUUGUCCUCCUGAAUGUACACCAUAGUGGCCACGCCUGUCUCUGUAGCCUACUGUGAAUGUAUGCAGGCCACCUGUUAUAUAAUAUGUAUAGAAUUCUGUUGCCUUGUGUGUUCCAACCAAUGACAUGUUUAGAUUUCCGUUGCUAAUAGCGCCUUCAUGCCACAUCAGAUCUUCAGCAAUUCCAACCUCCGAUAGGAAAGAUGACUUGAGCGCAAAGUCGGCUCGUUUUAUUGCUCGGAGACUCGUGCGGAAGGAAAGUGGCAAUCCAAGUCUUUCCUCCUUUUCACUGUUGUUACCUCAUGAGUUACCCUGACGGAGGAACUGCCCUCCACACACUCAUUAUGGGAUGUCCAGCAGAGCAAGAGGAUGUAUUGUUGCGUACACACAGUUUUAGACUCACACAUCACAAGCCCUUGUUCACUUUGUUGUAAGUCUUUGGGGAAAGGUCAGUUAAAUGUCUACAUGUAAAUGUAAAUCUUAGCUCAUAUUCUGUCAUACAAAAUAAACGUUUAGUCUCUUUGA
This is a messenger RNA of Sardina pilchardus (European sardine), 5531 nucleotides long. Its product is annotated as NACHT, LRR and PYD domains-containing protein 14-like. Lineage: Eukaryota; Metazoa; Chordata; Actinopteri; Clupeiformes; Clupeidae. The record is from RefSeq and is a predicted model, not a curated record. Gene Ontology annotation, molecular function: protein binding. Gene Ontology annotation, biological process: intracellular signal transduction; regulation of apoptotic process. The transcript has 11 exons. Bases 70 to 4365 code for a protein of 1431 amino acids.